Messenger RNA from Siniperca chuatsi (mandarin fish), 7063 nucleotides. RefSeq names its product myosin IIIA (gene myo3a). Gene Ontology annotation, molecular function: ATP binding; cytoskeletal motor activity; protein kinase activity. Gene Ontology annotation, biological process: protein phosphorylation. The transcript has 38 exons. Gene Ontology annotation, cellular component: myosin complex. NCBI's taxonomy places the organism in Eukaryota, Metazoa, Chordata, Actinopteri, Centrarchiformes, Sinipercidae. The record is from RefSeq and is a predicted model, not a curated record. The coding region runs from base 859 to 6474 and encodes 1871 amino acids.
UGUGGAAAUGGUGGUUUAGUUUGCUAACAGCUUAGCAAGCUAAACAGGUGUGGAAAUAAUGCUAGCUUGCUAACAGGUCGCGUGUAGCUAAACAGGUGUGGAUACAGCGGUUUACCUUGCUAACAGCUUGCGUGUUAGCAAGCUUAACAGGUUGUGGUUUUGUUAUGGAGUCUAAACAAGUAUCUUGUUAGGGUCCUGCAAGAGAAGAGACUGUGCUGGGUCUUUUUUGGCCCUAGUGAAGGAAAUUUGAUCUAUUCAUCAGAUAUCAUUGAUCUUUACAGCGAUUGCCCUGUUUGUUUGUAUUUGUUGUAUCUCAGAAUGAGUGGUAAUGAUUUAUUGAUGUAAAAAUGCUACAUCUAGCAAACAUAAUUCAUUUGAACCCAGCUGUAGAUAUCAUCAGCCUCUGAACUGAACUCUCAGUCCAGCUCUGGCUCAGUCCAGCUCUGGCUCAGCCCCACAGCGGCUCUUUCCCCCAGCAGUGCCUUUUGUAAUGGGACACUGCUAAACGAUGCUGAGAGCGCUCCAGUGCAGUCAUGGCCUGUUACACCUGACUCGCUUCUUGCUGCUGUCCACGCACUCGUCUGUUGUUAGCUUGUCUUCUCCAGGCUAAUUUAUGACACUAUCAGACUCAUCAGCUGCUGGUCACUGGAUGCCCUCAUGCUAAAACUAAUUACUUAAACUACUUGAGCCUAAUAACUUUGGUAUGCUUUGGAAUAUUGUAUUCCUUGUUGUUGAUGUAUAAAACAUAGCAGAGGAGGUUGGGGCACACAGGAACUACACCUUGCUUGCUAAUGCUAUCGUCCACAACUGAUACUCAAGCAUGUAAAUGCACUUAAAAAAGAGAGAUCUCUCCUGAAGAUGUUUCCACAAUCAGGGAAAUCGAUUGUCUUUGACAACUUUCCAGAUCCCACUGACACCUGGGAGAUCAUCGAGACAAUCGGGAAAGGGACCUACGGAAAAGUCUACAAGGUGCUCAACAAAACUGAUGGAAGUAAAGCAGCCGUAAAGAUACUGGACCCCAUCCAUGAUAUUGAUGAGGAGAUCGAAGCAGAGUACAACAUCCUCAAAGCUCUUUCUGACCACACCAAUGUUGUCAAAUUCUACGGGAUGUACUACAAGAAGGAUGCGAAAUGUGGAGAUCAGUUGUGGCUAGUACUGGAGCUCUGCAAUGGCGGCUCUGUGACAGAUCUGGCUAAAGGCAUGCUGAAGAGAGGAGACAGAAUGGAUGAAGCCAUUAUUGCCUACAUCUUGCAUGAGGCCCUCAUGGGCCUCCAGCACCUGCACGUCAACAAGACCAUCCACCGUGACGUCAAAGGCAAUAACAUCCUGUUGACAACGCAUGGAGGGAUCAAACUCGUGGAUUUUGGUGUUUCAGCCCAGCUGACAAAUACCCGUUUGAGGAGGAACACCUCGGUGGGAACUCCCUUCUGGAUGGCUCCCGAGGUUAUCGCAUGUGAGCAGCAGCUGGACUCAACCUAUGAUGCUCGUUGUGAUGUCUGGUCACUUGGCAUCACCGCCAUAGAACUGGGAGAUGGCGACCCACCCCUCUCUGAACUCCACCCAAUGAGAGCCCUUUUCAAAAUACCCAGAAAUCCUCCACCUACUCUCCACCAGCCGGAGCUCUGGUCAGACGACUUUAAUGACUUCAUCUGCAAAUGUCUGAUUAAGGACUUUGAGCUGAGGCCAAAUGUGCUUGACCUGCUCCAGCAUGUGUUCAUCAAACAGAUUGUUGGCAGAGAGAAAAUACUGCAGAAGCAAUUGAUUGAACUCAUUGACCUCAACCAACAAAUAGGAGUGAUUGAAAAAACAAGCCAUCAUGGAAAGACAGACAGAAGCACAGACAGUAAUGACAGUUCUAGGCAUGAACGCAUCCACACUAAAAGAGAAAGCCACAUGAAGACACAGACUGACCCAGAUGAGGUGGAUGACCUCGCCACCCUAGAAGUUCUAGAUGAGAACACGGUCACAGAGCAGCUUCAGAGUCGCUAUGGAAGAGAUCAAAUUUACACGUAUGUGGGAGACAUCCUCAUCGCAGUCAAUCCUUUCCAUAAGAUGGAGAUAUACACUCCUCAGUACACUAAGAUGUACAUAGGAGCUAAGCGUACAGCUAACCCACCACACAUCUUCGCUGUGGCUGAUGUCGCCUACCAGUCCAUGGUGUCAUACAACGCAGACCAGUGUGUUGUGAUCAGUGGGGAAAGUGGAGCUGGGAAAACAGAGAGUGCUCAUCUGUUGGUGCAGCAACUGACAGUGCUUGGGAAGGCCAAUAAUCGGACGCUCCAGGAGAAGAUCCUGCUGGUCAACAACCUGGUGGAGGCUUUUGGGAACGCCUGCACCGUCAUCAAUGACAACUCCAGCCGCUUUGGCAAGUACCUGGAGAUGAAGUUCACCUGCGGAGGAACAGUGGUCGGAGCGCAGAUAUCAGAGUACUUGCUGGAGAAAUCUAGAGUCAUCCACCAGGCAGUAGGGGAGAGGAACUUCCACAUCUUCUACUACCUUUAUGCUGGCCUGGCUGACAGGAAGAAACUAGCCCACUACAAGCUCUCUGACAGCAAAACACCUAAGUAUCUGUGUAACGAGCACAUUAAAUUAGGGCCUGACAUAGUGAGCAACACCUUCUACAAGGAGCAGUUUGAUGCAGUGGAGCAGUGUUUCAAAGUCAUUGGAUUCACCCUGGAGGAGCUGGGCAGUGUUUACAGCACCCUGGCUGCCAUCCUCAUUUCUGGCGAUAUCGAGUUUUCUCCGGUUGCCUCGGAACACCAAACAGACAAGAGCGACAUCUCCAACAUUUCUGUCCUGGAGAACGUGGCAUCACUGCUGUGUAUCCGCUCAGACGAGCUCCAGGAAGCCCUGACCUCCCACUGUGUUGUGGCCCGAGGAGAGACAAUCGUCAGGCCCAACACGGUGGAAAAGGCGGCGGAGGUGAGGGAUGCCAUGGGCAAGGCUCUCUACGGCCGCCUCUUCAGCUGGAUUGUGAACCGCAUCAACACACUGCUGCGGCCCGACAGCCACCCAGGAGAGGAUGACAAUGGCUUGAACAUCGGCAUCCUAGACAUCUUCGGUUUUGAGAACUUCAAGAGGAACUCCUUCGAGCAGCUCUGCAUCAACAUCGCCAAUGAGCAGAUCCAAUUUUACUUCAACCAGCACAUAUUCGCUUGGGAACAGGAUGAGUACCUGAAUGAGGAGGUGGACGCUCGGAUGAUUGAGUAUGAGGACAACCGGCCCCUCCUGGACCUGUUCUUACAGAAGCCCAUGGGCAUGCUCUCACUUCUGGAUGAGGAGAGUCGCUUCCCACAGGCCACCGACCAGACCCUCGUAGAGAAAUUUGAAACUAACCUCAAAAGCAAAAGCUUCUGGAGACCAAAGAGGGUUGACCUUGGCUUUGGUAUUCACCACUACGCUGGAAAGGUGAUUUACAAUGCUGCAGGCUUCUUGGCCAAGAACAGGGACACACUACCAGCUGACAUUGUCCUGCUGCUGAGGUCGUCAGAAAACGAGCUUACUCGGAAACUUGUCACCCAUCCCCUCACCAAAACAGGCAACCUUGCCCACACCAAGGGUAAAGGCAUAAACACAAUGCACAGCUCGCGGACCCCGACACGCACCAUCACCUUCGCUAAGAUGGGAGUGCUAACCUUAUACAGUUCUUUUUCUUUCAGCGAGCCUUCUCGGGAAUUAAAGCUCGCUCCUGAGAAAAAAUGCUUGCUUCCUGUGCCUCUUGAUGACACAGUGCAAAUGCAAACGCCGGGUGAACCUGGAGACACGCUUUACCACCCAAGAGAAACCACCAACAUGAGAACUCAAACAGUGGCCUCUUACUUCAGAUACUCUCUGAUGGACCUGCUGUCCAAGAUGGUGGCAGGGCAGCCUCACUUUGUUCGCUGUAUCAAACCAAACAAUGAUCGCCAUGCCAACAAGUUUGACCGGGAGAAGGUCCUGGUUCAGCUGCGAUACACUGGAGUGCUGGAGACCGCCAAGAUCAGACGACAGGGCUACUCGCACCGCAUCCUUUUUACUAACUUCAUAAAGAGGUACUAUAUCUUGGCUUUCCAUGCUCAUGAGGAGCCAGCUGUGACUCCAGAAACAUGUGCUGCAAUACUGGAGAAGGCCAAGCUGGAAAACUGGGCAAUGGGUAAGACAAAGGUGUUCCUCAAGUACUACCACAUUGAACAUCUGAACCUGAUGGUGCAGCAGGGCACACAACGGAUCAUUCUGCUCCAGGCUUAUGUCCGAGGCUGGCUGGGAGCCAAACGAUACCGGCAGAUAUUAAAAGAGCGAGAACAGAGUGCUCUGGUGCUGCAGUCAGCUUACAGAGGUCAUAAAGUUCGGAAGAGGGUGGCUGAUGACAAAAGCAAAGCAAAGUUUGAGGCCUUCAUCAUCCAGUUUCAGGCUGUUUGCAGGGGCUAUCUUGCAAAGAAGAAAUACAAGGAGUUGGUAGAUGAGAAGAACAAAGCUGCAACUAAGAUACAGGCCCGGUACAGAGGGCACAAGGAAAGGAAAAGCUUCACAAGAAAACAGGAAGCCAAAGAAAAAGAGAAAGCAGAGAAGGCCCUUAAAGAAAAAGAAGAAGAGACUCCUGAACCAGAGAAGAUCACCAAUGAAGAAAAUUCCACUGCUGCCGAUGAAGAAGCGAAGAAUGAGGAAGAGGAAGCUAAGGCUGCCGUGGUUCUCCAGAGCAACUACAGGGGCUACAAAGAGAGAAAAAAGUUUAAAGAGAGAAAAAAGACAAUGGCUGGGACUGAAUUUGAGUUACCAUCAAACGCAGUGGUGGAACAAGAAGGUGGGAAACAGUCUACCAGCAAAGAAGAGAAAGGGGAAAAGACAACUGAUAAUCAAGAGGAGAAUGACGAAGAUGAAGAAAGUACGUAUGAAGCAGAGGAGAAUGAUGACAGUGAUCACACACAGGUGCCAGAAGAUGACGAACAUACAGAAGUGGCAGAUGAAGCAGUAAUUGAGGACGCACCAGCAACAGAUGCUGCAAAAGAAGGGCAGGAGGAGGACAAGAAGGAGGAGAAUGGACAAGAGAAGACUGCAGGUGAAGAGGCCAUCGACAUAGAAGAAGAAACCAAGGCUGCCACUGUUCUCCAGAGUAAUUUCAGAGGUCACAAAGAGAGGAAGAGGUUGCAGGAUGAAGGCAAGAUCCCAGCAAAGAAACAAAAAGCAAGAAGUCCUACUGGUGAAAAAGAAGUGUCCACAGUGAUUAGCCCUACAGGUGAUGAAGUGUCUGAAGUUCAAACACCAGAAGAAGUCUGCAGCGUGGAGACAGAAAAAGAAGAAGACGAGACCAAAGCAGCUGUGGUGCUUCAGAGCAACUUCCGCGGCCACAAGGAGCGCAAACAACUCGAGAAGGAAGGAAAGAUCCCUAAGAGGAAGAAGGAAAAAGAAGUUACACCAAAACCUCCAAAAAAAGAAGAACAGGUAAUGCAGACAGAAGAAUCAGUGCCAGAAUCCCAGCCUUCUGCGGAGAACCUGGAGGGACUGGACGAGGAAAAAGCUGCUACUGUCCUUCAGAGUAACUUCAGAGGCCAUCGGGACCGAAAGAAACUGAAAGCAGAGAGAGAAACACAAAACAAAGCAAAAGUUGAAGCUUCCAAUGAUGCAGAAGAGGAAACUAAAGAGGAGGUAGAGGAGGAGGCCCUGGAUGUCACUGACGUGGUGAUAGAACGUAGAGAGGAGACAGAUGCUGAAAAAGAAAGACUGGAGGAAGAGCAGGCUGCAGUGAAGAUCCAGAGUAACUUCAGAGGGUACAAGGAUAGGAAGAACCUGAAGGCCAACAAGCAAACAGUGCAGACAGAAGCGGCACAUCUAGAGAGCUUCUCCAAAGAGAUCACAAGGACUUCUCAGGACUAUUUGGCCCUGCAGCAGAAGUUGAAUGAGAUCAUCCAGGCCCAUCAAUCAAACCCCGAGAACAAUGGCAUGUUUGUGAGAGGAAAAGCAAUCAAUGGCUAUGCUCCCCAGAAUCACCAAUCAACCGACAAAAGACUGUUGAGGACCCCCCGCAGGACCCAGCAGCCGAAGACCCUCAACACACCAGAGGACUCCACCUAUUACAACUUAAUUCAUAGGUCUGUCCAGGAUGAUAAACGCAAGCCCAGGAAAGAGGAUCCAGGAAAGCUGCUGGAUGUAGAUGACCACUACUACCGGGAACUGUCCACCAGCAGGUCUGAACCCUCCAUCUCCACAGAGGACACGUCGCUCAGCAGCACGCCUGAGAGAAGGCACUCUGUAGAGAGGAGGCGGUCAAUGGGCAGGAGGCAGUCUACAGAGCAGAGACCAGCUGCUGCCAGUAGACAGACCAGAGAGAGGGCCGUCACUGAACCAAAGCCUUCCAAACCUGCCAAUGAAAACAGCGUUGACAGGCGCUCUGUUCCCAGAAUGCCCUCCACAGAGAGUCGUACUGAGGAGAAUCCGUAUGACUUCAGACAUCUAUUGAGGAAGACCUCCCAGAGACGAAAGCUCAUCAAACAGUACUGAACACAUGACUGAACUUUUUUAGUCAUUUGGCACAUAAUUUAUCAAAAUCUGAAGCAUGUUACACACUUUGUGGCAAUGUAUUAACAUAUAUCAUGCUAUAUGAUAUAUGACAAUGUGAUUCAUCACAGCUUCCUCAAAAACCUUUGAAACUGUUUCGUUACGGAAAUGAAAACUGCAUUGAUUAUAAGUCACCACCAGUCUAAUUAAUCUCAAUGCACCAUAGACGGAAUGAAGGUAAAUGUAAAUAAUAAAAUGCUACACCCUUUAAACUUGCUGUAAAUGAAGGUUUUAUUAAUUUGUAAACUAGACAUAGCUACUUUUCUUUAUCAAUUUCCUGUCAAAACUGUUUUUUUAGUAUUGUGGUUGAGGUUGUUCAUAUCAUUUAAUUAUUAAACAGAAUUGUAUAAAAUAUCUAUAGAUCAUGUAAAUACAAAAGCCAUGCUCUUACACUUGAAAAAAAUUGCAUUUCAAUUCAUUUUGAAGAACGUAUCUUUGGAAAAUCAGCUUCAGUGUUGUCAUGUUGUAAGAAAUGUAUAUUCCCUUCUCUGUUAUCUGUUUUGUUUAUUUAAACAUAAAAUACAUAAAAUUC